Messenger RNA from Podarcis raffonei (Aeolian wall lizard), 6316 nucleotides. RefSeq names its product tudor domain containing 1 (gene TDRD1). The record is from RefSeq and is a predicted model, not a curated record. The coding region runs from base 1899 to 5261 and encodes 1120 amino acids. Gene Ontology annotation, biological process: spermatogenesis. The transcript is spliced from 24 exons. Lineage: Eukaryota; Metazoa; Chordata; Lepidosauria; Squamata; Lacertidae.
AAUGGUCAGGGGUUGCAGGGAGCUGGGAGUCCAGACGUGGGGAGAGUGCCAGGUUUGUUGUCCCUGGUUUUAACCGUGAACCCACAUCUGCCUUGCCAUUGUCGUCUCGCUUCAUGCGUGGCUUGUGUAGUAGUUGAUAUUAUGCCACAAUCUUUUUUCACAUUUAUCUGAUUUCACUAAAGCCUGGUGAAAUCAGGUAGCUUGCUUCUGGGUUAAGGUGCUUUGGGUCAAUGAGGUGAUAUUCAGGUUUUACUCAGGGUAGACCCACUGAAAUUAAUGGGCCUGGCUUAAGGCACGCUACCCUUAUCUGUCCUUGUGAAAAGAGUGCUGAGUGAUCAAAGUUCACUAAGUUCUACGGCAUGCACAGAUUCGACUCACCAGUGGGUGCACGACGUAAAAUGAUCAGGUGGUAUUUGGUUAAGGUUAAUUUGGAGUGGGCUUAUGGAAGUUAAUGAACAUGACCAAGUUAGGUUCAUUAAUCUCAGUGGUCUACACUGAGUAAAGCUUAGUUACAUGCUAGCCAGUUGUUUUAAGACGUGUAGAAUGGACAUUGGAGGGCCGUAUCUAUACAUUCAGUAGAAGAGUGUUGAGGUGAUAAAUAAGGUUUUCUUUUAAAGGCUUCUGUACUGUAAAGGAAAAGGGGAGAGAGAGACAGAUUUUCCUGCAGGUAGAAAAUAAGAACAGCAUGGAAAGGACUCUAUUAGCAAUGCUCUAUUGUAAGUUGCCAUUUUUUCUUGCACAGGUUUCUCUUAUGAGAAGGGGAUUAUCCAAAAGCUGUAUCAAGUGGGAGGGAUUCAAGAACUAUAUAUUGAAAUGAAAUUAUAGCCCCUGCUAUCUUGGGUUUUAAUGCAUUUUCCCACUUAUGUGCAGACCUAGCCGUAUACAAGAGGUGGAUCGGUGGGGAGUUAGGAAUACAUGUACAGCCCAUGUAACAGCCAAGAUCUGUUGGUGCAAUUGUGUGGGUUGAGAAUCCAUCCUUUCCAAUUAAAUAUUAAACUUUUUAUUUUUUGUAAAGUUGAUUUGCAAUAUCCAGUCACAUUGUGGAAGCAUCACCUUCUGCAUUUCUGCUUAUCUGCUGAUGACUUUUGUCCAAACUUUGAUGAACUGGAUUGGUACAUAUAAGCCAUUUGACAGCUAUGGUGUUCAUUGCCUUCUCCUUAUUAGAAAACAACAGGAUAACUGGCUUUAUAUGCAAGAUAGUUUACUGGGAAUUGCUGCUAAAUGCCACCUCAGGUUCUGCUUUCACUUGUUUCAGCAAGGACAUUAACACAGCAAUGCAUACCCCUUUUGUUCUGGGCUGGUUGACUUGAACUGAGUUCCCUGUUCCUCCAGCUGGAACACUGGAUCCCAAACUGGUUCCACUGCUGUUACAUGACUGCAUUAGGCCUGAUCCAGGAUUGAUAUGUGCCCCAGUUCCAUACUGGUGCAACAGUUUACCUCCCCACCCCUUUUACACCCUUCUGGAAUGAGUGGCAGGGCUGCAGUUGUGGCACACUGCUCCAUUGAGCCCUGAUGCUACCUGGCUGAGUUCUGGAUUGUACCAAUAAACAUCAACAUGUGGCUGUCCCUUGAGGGGACAUGCCCCAAGGCUUCGGGAGUGCCAGCAGUUUUGUUAAAUCCCUAAUAUGAUUGUUUGAAGCUAGUGGGAAGACAUUAAUGCUAAAACUGGUUUUUGUAUUUUCUGUAGAAUAACUUAUUUUAUUCUGCUUUUAUUUUUAAUAAAAAAGAAUACAGAAAAAUGAAUGAAAAUUUGCUUAGGACAUCUUGGUCUGGAAUAUUUAAAAAUUCAACACAUUUUCUUUUAGCUGCUAAUUGCUUUUUAUUCUUUUCAUCUUCCUCGUUGCUAAACAAUAACUUUACAGCUGUCAGGAAAUUGUUCUGGUACGGAUGCGCACAGGAUGGCACAAAAUCGUUUUAUAAGGAAUGAAGAACUCAAAAUUCAAAAUGAAUCACUGAGAAGUCCCAGCACAGGUCCCAACUUCAAAAGCUCAUUACCUGAAGAAGAUAAAACUUCAAAAUUUCUCAACAAUUUCUCGAUUUGUGAGCAGGCUAACAUGUUUUUUGAAACUCGUAGCAGUAAUUCAAGUGAAAGCAGUUAUGAUGGCUGCCAUGGUAGCUUUAACAGACAGAGAACCACAUCAGAAAUGAAUGGAGGGGAACUGAGAGUUUUUGUAUCGUAUGAGCAGUCUCGGUCAUUUUCCACCCACAACCCACCCAUCCAGGCUUCAGUGUUGAAGCUCAGCUGUGCAGAAGGGAAAUCAGAAGCCAUGAAUGGCGCCAGUACCUUCCUACCAUCCUCAGCAAAUGAAAUAAGUCCUGUGCAUGCUUCAGCCUUACAACAUGCAAAGCAGAGAAGACUACAGAGCUCUCCUGACAAUACUUUAUCCACAGGCUUUGAUCAAUUACACCGGUCCACAUGCCAUUUUUGUAGAAUGUCUGGAUCCUUGAGAUGCACACGGUGUAAGCAGGUCUAUUACUGUUCAGUGGAGUGUCAAAGGAAAGACUGGCAAAUGCAUAGUGUCGUCUGUAAGCUAGUUAAACAUAAUGCCGAUAAAGUUGAAGAUAGUGCAAAAUCUUUGGAUGAAAUCAAGAAAAAGGAAAAUUUAUCUAUGAAUACCAGCAAAACAGAAGAGCAGGGCAAGAAAACUAUGUAUUCUGAUCUGACUACACUGGAGCUGAAGAAAAAUAUGAAAAUAAUGGGAACAGUAACACAGUUCAAUAAUCCAAGUGAAUUCUACAUUCAAGUCAAAUCUCCAGAAGUUCUAAGUAAUAUUAAUAAGCUUAGUGUGAAAUUGAAAGAUUACAAUGGAAUUAACCAAGGUGAAUAUAUUCCUGCCAAAGGUGAAGUCAGUGUUGGACAAUAUACCCUGGAUCAGGCCAUUAAAUGUUGUGUUGCUAAUGUCCUCCCAAAUGAAGAAAAAUGGAAUGCAAACUGCAGCAAAGCUAUUGCUCCAUUUCUUAUAGGAAAGUGCUGCUCAUUCACUGUUGUUGAUGUUUUGGUGGAUGAGAUGCCCUAUUUUGCUGUAGAUGUUGUAUUGGCAGAUUCUGGUAAACACUUACAUGAAAUACUCUUGGAAAUUGGAUGCUGUUUAAAUUCAAAGAGUAGGAGUAGCAACAAGGAAAACUCAGUUACUGGUUCUACUGUGGAAAAGAUUUCUAUUCAGGAAAAGAAGCUUGAGCCUAAAGGACUGGAUCAUAGUGGCUGUCAAACUCGCAAGGUUAUCUUGCCAUCUAUAGGAGAUAAAUUUUUGGGCAUGGUUGCCCACAUACAGACACCAGGAGAUUUCUUUUGUCAGCAGAUGGGAAAUGGCUGCAAACUUACUGAGCUUCAAGUAUCCCUGGGUGAACACUGCAACACAAUCUCUGCUACCCCAGAUUUCUGCCCAGCAGUAGGAGACUUGUGUUGUGCGCAGUUUACAGAAGACAAACAGUGGUACCGUGCAUCGGUUUUGUCCUACAUCUCAGAGAAAACUGCUCUAGUGGGCUAUGUAGAUUAUGGUAACAUAGAAGUCCUUCCAUUAAAUAAACUUCGGCCAAUCAUUCCAAAAUUAAUGGAGUUACCAGUACAGGCUAUAAAGUGCACCUUAGCAGGUGUAAAGCCAGCGUCUGGAACCUGGUCCACAGAAUCAACUUCUGUUAUGAAGAAGCUGGUGCAAAAUAAAGUUCUCACUAUAAGAGUAAUAAAUGAGAAGGACAAAACUUUUGUGGUCAAACUUACAGAUGAAUCCAGGACUCCAACAAUAAAUGUGUCUAAAUACCUUUUAGAGUUGGGAUGUGUAGUGGAAGAAGCCACCACUGUCCCAGCAGUGCUUGAAACAAGCACUGGAACAUUGCAAAAAAUGAGUGGUCAACAGCUGGACAAAAUUGAUUGGUCAAGGGUCACAUUAACAGCCAAGCAGGUGGUAAAUGUGUUUGUUUGCGUGGUAUACAACCCCAGCCAAUUCUAUUGCCAAUUGUUAGACAAUAACGGCUUGAAUGCUUUGGAAGAACUCAAUAUAUCUUUAGCAGCAUACUGCCAGAAAACAGCCCCAAACAUUUCCAAAGUUACAAAGGGAGAUGUGUGCUGUGCUUAUUUCUCUGGUGAUGGUAGAUGGUAUCGGGCUUUGGUGAAAGAAGCCAGUUCAUUUGAAGCUUUUAAAGUUCUGUUUGUAGAUUAUGGAAACUGCGAAGAGGUAACUCUGGACAAAAUCAGACAGAUUACAUCUACAUUUAUGAAACUCCCAUUUCAAGCAAUUGAAUGUUCAUUGUCAGGUGUAAGACCCAUAAAUAAGGAAUGGACAGCAGAAGCUGCAACAACAAUUGAGACGUUCACAGCUGGGAAGAAAAUUCAGGCCAGAGUAGUUUCUUUAACGAGAAAUGGUGCUGAAGUAGAGCUUAUUGACAAUUCUGAGAGUGGUCCCAUAGUGAUCAGUGAAUAUUUAAUUAAGAAUAAUUUAGCUUUGAAAAAGGAAAUCGUGUCGGAUCUGAAUGUGCAGCCAGGUGAAUUGACAGACAGUGAUUCCCAAGGAUGCAUACAGUGGACAACAACAGAAUUUCCGGUUGGUGAAACUGUGCCUGUUCAUGUAUUAGAUGUGACAAACCCUGGUUUAUUCUAUGCUGUACCCACAAAAAUGAAAGUGGAUCUGCAGAGACUCCAUAAGCUAAUGACUGGACUUGCAGAUUACUGUAAUUCUCAGAAUGAUUCCAGUUUCAAGCCAAAAGUUGGUGAACCCUGUUGUGCCAGAUUCACAGGUGAUGACACUUGGUACCGUGCUGUCGUUCUGGAAGUUUGUGUAUCAGAAGUCAAAGUGGCAUAUGCAGACUAUGGAAAUGUGGAAAUAUUGCCAUUAUCUAGGCUUCUACCUAUAACUGCCCCCUACUUGGAACUACCUUUUCAGAUACUCAAGUGCUCCAUUGCAGGAAUUAUGGAACUGGAUGGAAAGUGCUCCAUCUUAGCAGCAGAGAAGCUGAAAAGUUUUUUACUGAAUGAGUGUGUGACAAUUACAGUGAAAGGAGUUAAUAAGAAUAUUCAUAUAGUAACUGUCAAAAAAAAAUCUGGAACUCAUACUAUGAAUGUAGCUGAUGAACUAGUAAUCGAAAACUCGGCAAAAGAUAGCAAGAUUGAGAAUCGAUGUGUAAAGAACACUAAGUGUUGUUGUAUGGAGCUGAGAAAGCAAGUCACAAAGCUUGAACAGAUUAUUUAUUUUCUCCUAAAAGAUCGCUUUGGUGAAGAAAAAGUUCCUGAGAUGAUAAAGCUCUUUGAAGAAGCUGUGCUGGAAUGAACAGCAUAGUAUAGUUGUUGAGUACUGUUGAAAUCCAUACUGUUCACUCUAACCUAAGCCUGUAAUCUUAAACUAUUUAGUUGAAAAUACAUUCUGUUGACAUGUCAGAAUGUAACUACUUAAGUACAUAAAUCAAGGUUUAUUUCCUGUCUUGCAUUUUGGAUCGCAUGCUUGCCUUCAGAAGAUGGUCUGGGCAGUGUUUGUUUUCUCUCUCUCAUCCCUUAUCAGUGUAACCAAUUGCAUCUUUAUCAUUACUCAAGUUGCAAAGAUCAGCUUCCUCUGUGUUGAUCUGAUCAGAAGUUUAAAGGCAUGAUGCCUUCUGGAUAGAAGGAUUUUUACUUCAAUCUCUUAAGAAAUUAUUCAGUCCAGACACGACAAUUUAUUUAAAUCUUUGUCCCCAUUAAGUAGCCCAUAAAGGCCUCAAUUAUUUGGCUUAAAAAUCUGUAUUUAAGUUUCUUAUGUGUCUAAUUUUAAAAUGGCUUUUCAGAGGUAUUUAGGACUUCACAUAAAGAAAUAGAUUUGUUUAGUUAUUGUAGCUAGUAGAAUUGUGGGUUUGUUUGUUCUUUUCAUUUUUUGAACCCUUUUUCCUUUUUGGGGGAAAUGUAAGUUGAUUCUCUUUGUUUUUAUUAUUUAAAAACUACUCCUAAACUCACCCAGACUGCAAUCCUCACCCCUCUCCUGAUGAUGAUGUGCUGGGAAGGAUUAGGAUGGUGUGUGUUUAGGUGCAGAGACUGCUGCUGAAUCUGGGCAGGUGUCAGCUUCCUGCCUCUGGUUCUCCCACUGUUGAUAGUUAGCACAAAACCCUGUUUCAGGUUGGAGGUAGGUGAUGGAGGCUUUGGAUAUGGGCUACAAAGCAGGAGUGGUCCCCUAAAGGACCCAGUUCCCAGGCACGUCUGUUGAGUCAACUCAGUGGAUGCAGCAAAAAGCAGGAGAAACUCUGCUCUUCCCCCGCCCCCUGGCUGUAAGGUCUUCAUAUGCAGCUGCAGGUUAGAAUUGCUCAGUUAGUCCUAUUGGUUACAGUGAGGUUUACUUCUGAAUAAACAUCCGUAAGCUUG